UCUGCUCCGCCGAGGGAGAAACAAACAUGCGCAUCGUCUCGCAUCACAACUGGCAUAAAGAAAGACGCGCCCCUGGACCGGUCUUAUUUUGAAUGAAUUUUAUUUUUAAUCUUGCAUAGCGGUGUCUGUGUUGCAUUUGUUCUACUCACGCCAACAUGCUCGAGAAUAUCCUGCAUGAUUUGACGCCUGGAACGGCUUCACUCUGGCUCAUAGGACUCUUCUUUCUCGCCUGUCUGCUUCGCAAAGCACAGGUCUCUGCUGAGAUUGCGCGCAUAGGAACCAGAGCUCCCCAGAUCCCGUUUCGCAUUCCAUACGCAAUCGACUUCAUUGUCAGAUCUAGCAAAGCAAACAAAGCCUACAAGGAUGUCGAAUACUGGAGCAACGCGAUCAAAAUCGCCAACGAAGCGUACCAAGUCGACCACGCGCAAACCGCCGAGAUAGACGCAGGUAUCUCGAAUCGGAUAGUCAUAACGACAGACCCGGAGAACAUCAAGGCCAUGCUGACCCUCCAAUUCGGGGACUUUGGCAAGGGCGAGUCGUUCCAUGAAGAGUGGAGAGAGUUCCUGGGGGAUAGUAUCUUCGUUACUGAUGGGGACAUGUGGUCACGCUCGAGACAGCUUAUUCGACCCAUGUUCACGAGGGACCGGAUUGUCGAUACGGAGAUCUUUGAAAAACAUGUCCAGCAUCUUAUCCCGUUGCUGGCUGGGGGUGGUGCGCCGGGGGCUAGUAAGGUCGUUGAUGUUGCCCAGCUGUUCUAUCGAUACACCCUGGAUGCAGCGACGGAUUACCUCCUAGGCCAUGGCACAGAAAGCCUUCAGAACCCGCAAGUCGCCUUUGCAGAAGCGUUUCGAUAUGUGCAGCGCCGUCAAGCCCAACUGUUUCGACUGGGCUCCUUCAACUUCAUCCUCUCGCGCAAAGAAUUCCGCGAACAACUCAAGAUCAUGGACGAAUUCAUCCAGCCCUACAUCACCCACGCCCUGUCCCUCUCCACCGCCGAACUCGACCAGAAGCUCUCGACGAAAGAAACCUUCCUCCACGCCCUCGCCCGCUUCACCCGCGAACCCCGCGUCCUGCGCGACCAACUCGUCGCCGUCCUCCUCGCCGGCCGCGACACAACCGCCGGCACACUAUCCUUCAUCCUCUUCGAACUAGGCCGCAACCCGCACAUCGUCCACAGACUGCGCGAGGAGAUCGGGUCGCGCCUGGGCCUAGGCGCUAGCGGACGAAAACCCUCAUACGCAGACUUAAAGGAGAUGAAGUUCCUAAACGCUGUAAUCAACGAGACAAUGCGCUUCUACCCCGUCGUGCCCUUCAACGUCCGCUACUCCCUCCGCGACACGGCUCUUCCGCGCGGCGGUGGGAAGGACGGCCUCGCCCCUGUUGGCAUCCGCGCCGGCACGCGUGUCGUCUACUCAACGCUCAUCAUGCAGCGUGAUCCGCGGCACUACGAUCCGCCCGGUUCACCCAACUAUUUCGAUCCUGAUAAAUGGAUUCCCGAGCGGUGGGUGUCUGGGUGGCAGCCUAAGCCGUGGUAUUUCAUACCGUUCAAUGGCGGGCCGCGGAUUUGUAUUGGACAGCAGUUUGCGACGAUUGAGAUGGGGUAUACGCUUGUGAGGAUUCUGCAGGCGUUUGAGAGGAUUCAGGCGAUGCCGGUUAGUGGGGGGGACAGGGUGGAGGAUCCGUUGUUGGAGUUUGAGGUUACGCUUAGUCCCGGGUCGGAGAUGAAUUGUGUUUUUGUGACGGAUGGGGAGGAGGAUCUUUUGGAGAAGGAUGGUUGAUGUUGAUCGUUUCGUCCUAUAUAUGAGAUAUAUGAGUUGGAUAUGUUACACCAACACGUGAUGGUACGACACAUUAUUAUAGCUGCAUAUAUAUUUCCAUUACAAGGGUAAAUGAUAGCAUCGUGGCCAUUUUCGAUCUUUAAUUACUACAAGCUCAAUGCUAAUAGGACGGAUAAUGAGCCCUAAUUGACUGGUCUAAA
Molecule: messenger RNA, 1978 nt
Organism: Aspergillus glaucus CBS 516.65
Lineage: Eukaryota; Fungi; Ascomycota; Eurotiomycetes; Eurotiales; Aspergillaceae
Product: cytochrome P450
Exons: 4
Coding region: 156-1778 (540 amino acids)
Molecular function (GO): monooxygenase activity; iron ion binding; heme binding
Source: RefSeq, a predicted model, not a curated record